AUGCAAUUUUACUACGCUCCAGGAGCAUGCUCCAUCCUUCCACACAUCCUCCUCCACGAAACCGGCCUCGACUUCGAAGCAGUCGAAGUCAGAAGAUUCGAUCGCCAUUCAAGCUGGCCCGAGGAGUACAAGCGUAUCAACCCCAAGAUGCAAGUCCCAGCACUCGCAAUCGACGAUGAUAUAAUCACUGAGAAUAUCGCCGUCUGCACCGCAAUUUCCAACCUCGUGCCGGGAAAACAUCUCUUGGGCAAAACGCCAAUGGAGACUGUGAGAGUUUAUGAAUGGCUGAGUUGGCUGGCGAUUAAUUUCCAUACUGGCGGGUUUGGUCAUGUGUUUCGUCCGUAUCGAUGGUCCGAUGAUCCAGCUGCUCACGAGGGGAUCAAACAAAGUGCUUUGAAGAGAGUGGAAGGUAUACUUGAUGCUGUUGAGGAGAGGUUGCCAGGCAUUCAUGCCGUUGGAGGAGACUUUACAGCUGUUGAUCCAUACCUUUUUGCAUUCUAUAGAUGGGCCGUGGAGGUGAAAUUCGAGAUGAAGGAAAAGUAUCCAAAGUAUACGGCAUUAGUUGAGAAUCUGGUACAGCGAGAGGGAGCAAAGGCAGCAAUCAAAGCGGAGGAAAUUGAAGGUUCUUGGUGA
Messenger RNA from Cadophora gregata, 633 nucleotides. RefSeq lists its product as uncharacterized. The transcript has a single exon. NCBI's taxonomy places the organism in Eukaryota, Fungi, Ascomycota, Leotiomycetes, Helotiales, Ploettnerulaceae. The coding region runs from base 1 to 633 and encodes 210 amino acids. The record is from RefSeq and is a predicted model, not a curated record.